GGCGACGGCGGCUCGGCCGUGCCUGCGCUGCCGGCUGUGGCGAGCGGCGCCGGGUAAAUGGAUCGCCAUUCCAGCUACAUCUUCAUCUGGCUGCAACUGGAGCUGUGCGCCAUGGCCGUCCUGCUCACCAAAGGUGAAAUCAGAUGCUACUGUGAUGCUGCCACACUGUGUUGCAACCGGCUAAUGUGCAAAUCUGAGCUUAGUGCCUGCUUCUCCCGACUGCUUGAUCCUCAGAAUACACAUUCCCCCCUUACUCAUGGCUGCUUGGACUCUAUUGCAAGCACAGCUGAGAUCUGCCAAGCAAACAGCACAAAUCACUCUGGCACCACCACCAUGUCCACGUUGGAAUGCUGUCAUGAAGAUAUGUGCAAUUACAGAGGACUGCAUGAUGUUUUGUCUCUCCAGGGAGAUGCUUCAGGACAAGGGAGCAGAUAUCAACAUGACAGCAGCAGGAAUCUCAUCACCAAGGUGCAAGAAUUGACUUCUUCAAAAGAGUUAUGGUUCAGGGCAGCUGUAAUUGCUGUUCCCAUAGCUGGUGGGCUAAUCUUGGUGCUCCUUAUCAUGCUGGCCUUGAGGAUGCUCAGGAGUGAAAACAAGAGACUGCAAGAUCAGCGACAGCAAAUGCUCUCUCUGCACUACAGUUUUCAUGGACAUCAUUCGAAAAAGGGCAGGUGGCAAAAUUGGACUUGGAAUGCAUGGUUGCCUGUGACUGGUCAUGAGAACUGCUGCAUGACCUGUGAUAAAAUGAGACAUUCAGACCUCAGCAAUGAUAAAAUUCUUUCACUAGUCCACUGGGGAAUGUACAGCGGACAUGGGAAGCUGGAAUUUGUAUGACCAAUUAUUUUUUAAUCUGAGCUAAACUACUCUCUGAACUCUUGAAGGCCUUUGGGUUCUGCUUGGACAGGAGCACUUUAUCUUAAAACAAAAACUCUCAUAAAUCAUCUUUGAGAAACAAAGGACCUCUGCAAACAGAAUCUUGGAUAUUUCUUCUGAAGGAUUCCAAAGUUGUCUUAUUUGCACAGAGUAAAAUACACUCAAAUGUAUUGUUUGCUUCAGAGUUGUGAAAGCAAAAGUUAGAAGUUGUAAACACUGUCACCAGGGUUAUCUGAACUGUAGGGAGCUGAGAACUGAGUUAUUAUAAUAAACUGUAUGCAAGCUCCUAUGUUUCCUGACUUAUUGUAAAGAUUUUUUAAAAUAUAUAUAUUUUCUCUGAAA
Molecule: messenger RNA, 1215 nt
Organism: Catharus ustulatus (Swainson's thrush)
Lineage: Eukaryota; Metazoa; Chordata; Aves; Passeriformes; Turdidae
Gene: BAMBI
Product: BMP and activin membrane bound inhibitor
Biological process (GO): transforming growth factor beta receptor signaling pathway; positive regulation of canonical Wnt signaling pathway; negative regulation of transforming growth factor beta receptor signaling pathway
Molecular function (GO): frizzled binding
Source: RefSeq, a predicted model, not a curated record